GCGCACGUUUCGCGUUCUUUUCCAUCCGCGUGGCCGCGAGAUCGCCUGUGUGUCCACAAAGCAGGGUUCCAUUCGGGAGAAAAAUGCCGUCUAAAAGCGUCGUUGAGGUCAAAACCAUGGAAGAAGAGAGUGACACCGCCGCGGAUCUUGAGGCGUUAAAGAUCAAAUCCAAGGAAGCCAAGAAACUAAAGAAGAAGAAGAAGCUUGAGGAACAAGAGGAGCCGGACAGUGAAUGUCUUGUACCAAAAAAGAAAAAGAGAAAAAACAAGCUAGCAGAGGACGAAGUCAAUGGUCACAUAGAUGAAGCAACCGACCUGACCGGCAUUACUGAUCUUACUGAGCCACCAAAAAAGAAAAAGAGAAAAAACAAGCUAGCAGAGGACGAAGUCAAUGGUCACAUAGAUGAAGCAACCGACUUGGCUGGCAUUACUGAUAUUACUGAGCCACCAAAGAAGAAGAAGAAAAAAAAGAGCAAGGAAGCAGUUGAGGAGAAAAUAAUAGGAGUUGUUGAAGCUGAAAUCAAUGAACAUUCCAUGCCAGACACACCUGCUCCAACCCCAAGCCAGACACCAUCUCAAUCCGAUGGGUCAGAGAGUGAAAAGGAAAUAGAGGAAACACCUGAGCAGAAAGCCGGAGCCUUCUCCAACUUCAGAAUCGCUCAUGGCACUAUUCAAAAACUCAACGCUCGAGGAGUCUCCUACCUGUUUGACAUUCAGGUCCAGACAUUUGAUCACAUAUAUGAUGGACAUGAUGUACUUGCCCAAGCGCGCACAGGAACAGGGAAGACUUUCUCCUUUGCUAUUCCACUGGUGGAGAAACUCCAGUCGGAUGGAUUGACACAACCAAGAGGACGUCCCCCCAAGGUGUUGGUCUUGGCUCCCACCAGAGAGUUGGCCGUCCAGGUCGCUAGGGACUUUAAAAACAUUGCCAAGAAAUUGAACAUCUCCUGUUUCUAUGGAGGCGUCCCAUACCCGCCCCAAUUUGAGGCCAUCCGUAACGGGAUUGAUGUUUUGGUGGGAACCCCUGGUCGUAUUAAAGAUCUCUUCGAGAAAAGGAGCCUUGAUCUCACAAAACUGAAGCAUGUGGUUCUUGAUGAAGUAGACCAAAUGCUGGACAUGGGAUUUGCUGAGGCAGUGGAGGAAAUUAUAUCCUCCUCCUAUAAUAAGCAAAAUGACGACCCUAAUCCUCAGACGCUCCUGUUUUCGGCCACCUGCCCCCCAUGGGUCUACGAAGUGGCCAAGAAAUACAUGAGGCCCAAUUGCAAGCGUGUUGACCUGAUUGGAACGAAAACGCAGAGAGCCGCAACAACUGUAAAGCAUCUGGCCAUGGAAUGCCACUGGUCACAGCGUGCCACGGUGAUAGGAGACGUGAUCCAGGUGUACAGCGGCAGCAGCGGGCGGACGAUCAUUUUCUGUGAGACCAAGAGACAGGUCAAUGAGCUUUUCACGAGUACAUCCAUCAAACAGAACACCCAGUGCCUCCAUGGCGACAUUCCCCAACAACAGCGGGAAGUUACGCUGCAAGGCUUCAGGAAGGGGACCUUUGAUGUUUUGGUGGCUACCAAUGUGGCAGCCCGCGGGUUAGACAUCCCUGAAGUUGACCUCGUCAUACAGUGUUCUCCGCCCAAGGAUGUGGAUUCGUAUAUCCAUCGCUCAGGAAGAACGGGCAGAGCUGGAAGAAUGGGAAUAUGCAUUUGUUUCUACGUGCAGCGUGAGGCGUAUCAGCUACGCAACGUGGAACAAUCGGCUGGCAUUACGUUUAAACGAGUCUCUGCUCCCUCUACCAAUGACCUCAUCAAGUCAUCAAGCAAGGAUGUUUCAACGUUCCUGGACUCUGUCUCCACGGCAGCCAUUGAACAUUUCAGAGUUUCUGCUGAGAGGCUGAUAAAGGAGAAAGGAGCAGUGGAAGCGCUGGCCGCGGCCUUGGCACACAUGUCCGGGUUGACGAGUUUGACAAAUAGGUCACUGCUCACCUCCAAACCUGGUCAUACCACCAUGCAGUUGAUAUGCUCUCAGAAAAUGUAUAAUCUUGGUCUUGCCUGGAAUACGCUCAAGGAAAAACUGGGAGAGGAGGUUGAAAAUCACAUCAGUGCAAUGGUCUUCAUUGUAGGCCAAAUGGGCGUUUGUUUCGAUAUUCCAGAUGACAAAGUGAAGGAGUUUGAGGAGGGCUGGGAAGAUGAUAGCUUUUGGCAGCUGACCGUGGCCACGGAGCUCCCCCAGCUGGACAGGGACAGCCGAAGUGAUGGUGGAAGAUCCCAAGGCGGACGUGGCCGGAGUUUUGGGGGAGGUAGAGGAGGCAAUUGGAAGGGAAGAUUCCAAGGGGGACGUAGCCAGAGUUUUGGGGGAAGUGGCGGUCGCGGUGGGUCAGGUAGAAGUGGCGGCUGGAACGGAUCCAAACGUUACUUCAACCAAUCGUUUUGACGACUCAACUGCCAAGCUUUUAGACUCACCGGCUUAGUGUCUCGCCUUUGGGCUGUCUGUUGGCAGUCAGUUAAAAGCCACUUUUACAGUUGAAACUCCUGUUAAUGCUUCAAUGAUGUCAAGAAUUCACAAUCUAUAGUUAAAGCUCAUAUUCAACGUAACAAACAAGGAGGUUCUUGUGAAAAUAAAGGGCAAAGCUAGUUUUUCUGGUGGCUGUUUCCCAGAAUCACUUAUCGGACCAAUGGCAGCCAUUUGUAAGGACUGGCUUGACUCUGACUCUUCAACUGACACGCUGAGUGUUCACUUUAUAAAUCAGUACAUUACUGGAAUACAAAGUGAACGUUAAAGAAGGCAGGAGUGAGUAUGAGUGUUGCGAAACUUUUUGUUUAUCAUUUGGGGAAUAGUGGCAGCACGAGGGUCUUGUGAGGUUGAUUGUUUUUGCCCCCACUCUUUUGUAGAAUGAUUAAGAUUGUCAAACUAUAUAGUGGUGGAGUCUCUUUUGCUGCCUUACCUCCAUGAAACAUUCUCCCCAAAAUAUCGGAUGAUUGUUUUGCAAUUGCCUAAUUUUACUGCCUGCUUGAGUGCUUCUCUUUUUUGAGUGAAAUGUGUUCAUUAAAAAAAGGUCAAUCGAU
Messenger RNA from Syngnathus typhle (broad-nosed pipefish), 3052 nucleotides. RefSeq names its product DEAD (Asp-Glu-Ala-Asp) box helicase 21 (gene ddx21). Lineage: Eukaryota; Metazoa; Chordata; Actinopteri; Syngnathiformes; Syngnathidae. Gene Ontology annotation, molecular function: ATP binding; RNA binding; helicase activity. The record is from RefSeq and is a predicted model, not a curated record. The transcript is spliced from 16 exons. Bases 84 to 2420 code for a protein of 778 amino acids.